This is a messenger RNA of Syngnathus typhle (broad-nosed pipefish), 3268 nucleotides long. Its product is annotated as oxysterol-binding protein 1-like. The transcript has 17 exons. Lineage: Eukaryota; Metazoa; Chordata; Actinopteri; Syngnathiformes; Syngnathidae. The coding region runs from base 566 to 2869 and encodes 767 amino acids. Gene Ontology annotation, cellular component: intracellular membrane-bounded organelle; membrane; cytosol. The record is from RefSeq and is a predicted model, not a curated record. Gene Ontology annotation, molecular function: sterol binding.
AAAUAGCGUUGACAUAAAAAUGUUUGAAGAAAAUGUCCUGAUUGUUGAUAUAAAUAAUCUAAACUGACAUUUUGGACGUGUCCUCGUGGCAUUCGACUGACAUUUGCAUUAUGAAAAUGAAAUUUUCAGUUUGAUUUUUGUUCGUUACUAGUUAGUGGUUGGUACACACCGUCCGUUCGCAAAUAACUUUAAUGUUUCACUAUUUUAAAUAUAUAAUGUUAUGAUUGUUGAACAUUAUACGUCAUCCGUGGGCGGAACCAAAGUUCGGCUAGUUGACAUUUCUUAACCGCAAAACCUGUCAACAAUGUAUGCCCAAAAAAAAUAUAUAUAUAUAUCUGCCGCAUGAUAAGGUGGCAUAUAAAUAAAACUCCACAUUACAUCAUUUAAAAUAGAACGUCAUUGUUUACAAUUUGUGUCAAUUUAGAAAGGUGGCUAUUCUCGUCUGACGUGUCCGGCCGGAAUGGAUGACCACUUCCGGUCUAGCUAGCAAGCUUAGAGUGGCGGCGAGAGUUUAAGGAGAUUUUCAUGCCUUCAAUUGGCUUCCUGCUCUUUUCAGGCUGUUGUGAUGUCAUCUUCAGAGUCCAAGCCCCCCACUCCAACCCUGGGAGACUCGUACAAGGGCUGGCUCUUCAAGUGGACCAACUACAUCAAAGGUUACCAGAGACGCUGGUUCGUCCUUAACAAUGGACUGCUCUCAUAUUACCGGAGCCAAGCCGAGAUGGGCCACACGUGCCGCGGCACCAUCAACCUGGCCACGGCUAACAUCGUUGUGGAGGACUCGUGCACCUUCGUCAUCUCCAACGGGGGCGCGCAGACGUACCACCUGAAGGCCAGCUCGGAGGUGGAGCGCCAGCGCUGGAUUACCGCCCUGGAGCUGGCCAAAACAAAAGCCUUUCCCUCGCCCGAUCUAUCCGAUGAGUCGGGCAGCGUGGAAAUUCAGUCCACCCUGCGCAUGCUCAACGGCAAAGUGGAGGACCUCAACACCUGCAACGAUCUUAUCGUCAAGCACGGAUCAGCCCUGCAAAGAUCUUUGUCAGAACUGGAGGGCAUUCACGCCGCAGCGGACAUGAGCGAGAAGAUCAGACAAGUCACCGAGAGGGCCACGCUCUUCCGAAUCACUUCCAACGCAAUGAUCAACGCGUGCCGAGACUUCCUGGCCAUGGCUCAGAACCACAGCAGGCGCUGGCAGAAGUCUUUUCAGCUGGAGAGGGCGCAGAGGAUCCGCUUGGAGGAGAUGCUGGAGCAGCUGGCCAAGCAGCACAACCACCUGGAGCGAGCUUUCAGGGGAGCCACCGUGCUGCCGCCGUCGCACGACGACAUGGACGGAGGGAGCAAAGGCGGAUUGUCGGGAAAGGGGGACGCCAGCGACGAGGAUGACGACGACAACGAGUUUUUCGAUGCCAUGGAGUUCAUCACCGUUCCCGCGGACCCCAAAUAUCACAGGAGAUCCAGCAGCAACACAAGCAGGCUGAGCAACGAGACCAGCGCGGACGACCUGUCGUUUGACGAGCUGUCGCUGGCGUCCAGCCCGGAGUCCCCGCCGCCUCUGAAGCCGGAACCGGUCAGGCGACGGCGGACGUGCAUCCCGGAGAAACCCAACUACUACCUCAACCUGUGGAGCAUCAUGAAGAACUGCAUCGGCAAGGAGCUCUCCAAGAUACCAAUGCCCGUGAAUUUCAACGAGCCGCUGUCCAUGCUGCAACGCCUGUCCGAGGAUCUGGAGUACUACGAGCUGCUGGACAAGGCGGCCAAGUGUUCGAGCUCGCUGGAGCAGAUGUGCUACGUGGCCGCCUUCACCGUGUCGUCCUACUCCACCACCGUCCAGCGCACCGGCAAGCCCUUCAACCCUCUGCUGGGGGAAACCUUCGAGCUGGAUCGCCUGCCCGAGUGUGGCUACCGCUCUCUUUGCGAGCAGGUGAGCCACCACCCGCCCGCAGCAGCCCACCACGCCUUCUCCGAGAAAGGCUGGACGCUCCGACAGGAAAUCACCUUAGCCAGCAAGUUCCGAGGAAAAUAUUUGUCCAUCAUCCCCUUAGGCUCUAUCCAGUGCAUCUUUGCCAAGAGCGGCAACCAUUACUCUUGGAAGAAAGUGACCACCACCGUGCACAAUAUUAUCGUGGGCAAGUUAUGGAUCGAUCAGUCAGGGGAGAUCGAUGUGAUCAACCACAAGACGGGCGAUCGCUGCCACUUGAAGUUCACUCCCUACAGUUACUUCUCCAGAGAUGUGCCACGAAAGGUGACGGGCGUGGUGACGGACAAAGACGGCAAGGCGCAUUACGUGCUGUCGGGCACGUGGGAUGAGAAGAUGGAGUUCUCCAGGAUCAUGCAGAGCAGCAAGAGCGCAAACGGCGCCGAGGGCAAGCAGAGGACCGUCUACCAGACUCUCAAAGCCAAGGAGAUAUGGAGGAAGAACCCUUUGCCAGAGGGAGCAGAGAGCAUGUACUUCUUCUCCACGCUGGCGCUGACGCUCAACGAACCCGAGGAAGACGUGGCGCCCACCGACAGCCGGCGGCGCCCCGACCAGCGUCUCAUGGAAGAGGGUCGCUGGGACGAGGCCAACGCCGAGAAGCAGAGGCUGGAGGAGAAGCAGCGGACGGCUCGUCGGGAAAGAGAGCGGGAGGUCGUCAAGGCGGCCGACGCGCCCGACGAAGCUGACACGGAGGACGCUCCUAACCUUCACACUGCUUCUCCUCCUCCUCCUCUUCUUCUUCCUCCUCUCACAUCCGUCCAUCCAGACAGCUACCAAUCGCUGUGGUUCGAGAAGGUCGACGACCCCACCUCGGGAGAGACCAUGCACGUCUACAAGGGCGGCUACUGGGAGACCAAGGACGGGGGCGGCGGCUGGGACGUUUGCCCCGACAUCUUCUGACCCUAGGCUCUGGUGGAAAAGGUUACAUAAAAAAAACAAAAGAAUUAAAUCAGAAUUUUGCUCAAAUUGACAAUAUUCGGAGGCUCAAUUUUUUUUUCUUCUGCACUUUGUACAAUUUUUGCUUCCCUACAGACUGAAGGACUGCAGUGGAUGAGAUCAUUCCUUGUUUUCUACUUUUAAAGUGUGCUUACCUUCUGUCAUCAAAUACAGAGCGACGUUCCCCCCCCGCCCCCCCUCGCAAACUGUGGUGCCUUGACAUACGAGUUUGAUAUAUUCCACAUCAAUACUCGUAACUCACAUACAGCCAUGUAGACACAAGCAAAAAAAAAAAAGUACUACAAUUGUAAGAUGCUGUAAUAUUAGUCCUUUCUCAUAAAGGACUCGAGUGUUGUUAUAUUA